Messenger RNA from Alternaria atra, 3063 nucleotides. RefSeq lists its product as uncharacterized. The record is from RefSeq and is a predicted model, not a curated record. The transcript is spliced from 5 exons. Lineage: Eukaryota; Fungi; Ascomycota; Dothideomycetes; Pleosporales; Pleosporaceae. Bases 1 to 3063 code for a protein of 1020 amino acids.
AUGACUGAGUCCUCCAGCAAGAAAAGCAAAGCUCACGCAUCGGAGCAAACCUCCGAAGAUGAUCCUAGAAUCGCACAGCACAGCAAGUUGGCUUCAAACCAACCUAUCGAGAGCCGCACUCCUCUUGCAGACCAAACGGAGACCCAGAAGAAACUCGCAAAGCGCCAGAAGACUACCCAUGCUAAGAGCAAUGCAACUCCAGGGUCUAAGCCUAAUGCACCUUCUGGUGUAAACAGCCCUGCCAAUGCUCCAGCUGUAGGUGAAACGUAUUUGGCGAUAGAGGAUGCGCCUGCACAAAACCCGAUAGCGUCGCAGGAAGAGCCGCGAGCUCAAACGGCCAAAGCAAAGAACGCUAGUCAGGAGAUUGGAAAUGAUGACGAUGCGGACGUGGAUGCUGAAGAGCGCCGACUGCGCGCUUCGAAUAUCUUUAAUCCAACGCCUCAUCCGCCCAUUGCACCAUGGCAUCACAAUUUUGCAGCGCCGACGCCACCGUAUGAAAAUCAACAGGCAUGUCCGAUAGACUGGUCAAAAGUCGAGAUUAAGCACCCAAACGUUGAGUAUAAGAGAUUAUGCCGACAAGCCUAUGAGUUGCGCCGGCCAUGGGACAAGCAGCCAGUUGCCUGGGAGAAGGUCGCUGAAAAUAUCGGACUCCUUUCGGCGGAGGACGGAAAAAAACGUACCGUUAGUCAAGAGGGAGGACGAAAACGUUUCAUGGCAGCUAACAAAGCGAUCUUCAAGCUCACAGGCGUUUACUUCCCCGAAAGCUCGCUUGGGCUUAAAGAUUAUGAUGUACCCCUGCACAACGAGUUGAACCCGAUUCUCAAAGGAUUAGGCCAAGCACGUGCCGCUAAGAAGAGGAUAGUGGCCUGCAAUCCACUAGAAUAUGGCGGCGAGGCUGUUCAACUUGUAGUCUUUCCACCUGGGCGCAAAGGCGGCAUCAAUCGCUUCAUCACAAAAGAGGUCAUGGACCGAUUGUCAGUCCAGGAACAGCACUUCUUCCGGUACUCUCUGGACAGCUUCGAUCGGUGGUACACUUCUGUCUUCCGAGGGCUUCGUCACACUCUUCCGAGGCGCUUGUACUGCCUAGAGCCUUGGAACGGGGACAGCUACAUGCACCUCGAUAACGGUACACCAUCUAUCACGAUGAGUGGUCUCUUCGAAACAUAUAGGCUCUCCCAAGAGGUGGGUACUACAGGGGUCAGCGACAUGAUUCUCGACGAGAUUAUCCAGUCCUUUAGGCGAGAGAAUGAGCUCGCCAACAGACACGAAGAAGACCGAGUCACCAUGCAAGACUGCGACAAAACUGUACGCACCCUGAGCUUUGAUGUCGACGAUAUCAACCUCCUUUGGGAGCAUACCGAGCAGGAUGACCCCAUUCGGAAGUUGGUGCUAGAGAUCCUUUACCGUUGGAAGGAUACCGUAGAGGACACCAUCGAGGAACAAAGACGUAUGCUCGAUGCUAAUUUUACGAAAGAAUGGAAAGCGUGCAUCAAUGGUCCAGGCUUCAAGCAGUGUAACGUUCUCGAGAAGUUCUUUCAUGAAGGUAGAAAGUUCAGGCCGAUGGACCCAAAGGAAAUCGUUGCACCCGGAAGAGCCAGGUAUGAGAACCUUGGUCAAGAAAAUGGAAGUCUCCAAGAUUUCUGCGCCAAGUACCACAACCACGUUGGCUACGGAUCUGAGUGCUUCCGCUCCAGACCGGAGUCACCGAGACUCAUCCCCGAAAACUUCAAUGACUCCAAGAUAGUCAAAGUGCUUUUUAAAGACGUGGAAUACAAAAUCGAAGAUCGCGCUAGCCACGACGCUUUCACUUUCGACUUUGAGCGCAUGGUGAUUGAAAAGCCGGAUUGGGAUUGGCCCCGUGUUCGCUCCGUAGAUGCCUAUGUUAAAGGGCCAUUGAAUCUCAGGUCUGGAAAGAGGUCAUAUUACCUGAACCCAGCCUACUACGAGAUCGAUACCUUGGACGAAAACGGUCGAUAUCCGUCUCAUCCAGGGUACCAACUCACUGAUUGGACACCACCCGAUCUUGACUUCGAACACUUUAACGUAUAUGAGGAGCCAUGGGAAAAGGUUAUGAAGCGCGACAUUCCCAUGAGCGCGACGAAUCACCGUGAGGAAAAGAUUCGUAUCGGUGAGGAUGAUGAAGGCGAGCCGAUCUACCAGAUCACAGCCAUCUUCUUCGAGAUCGAAGAUCCGAACUGGUGCCCACCCAAUGACUGGGAGCCUUAUAUACACAGCAGUAGUCUUUCGCCGCAGGAAGUCAGGGACUAUAGAAGGUGGCUGUGGGUUAAGGAGGGUGGAGAAAUCCCGCGGAUUGAGGUUGAGCGGUUUCGUCCUUUCAAGGACGGUACUCCAGCCUGGACAGAUCCGUUUGUUGAUCUCAAGAAAAAGGGCUUUCGCAUGCUCGCCGGCAACCCUCUACUUCGCAACACCACGGGCGAAUCCCGCGGCAUUUGCCACCGUUGCAUCUACAAAGACGCGAAACCCUUUGGCGGCGCUCCCUGCACAGAAGAAGAUACGACCUUCCUCCCCAAUCGUAUGUGUGAAGGUGGUAUCCGCACUCAAGUCACCUUUCCCACUUGCUGGGACGGCGUGAACCUCGAUAGCCCAGACCACCAGAGCCACGUUGCAUAUGCAGAAAUCCCGUAUGAGCCUUACGUUGCGCCCUUGGCAACACAUCCGUAUACGCCCGAGCAGCAGAGGGGUAAGUGUCCGGUAGGAUACCCAGUUAUGCUGCCGCAGGUCAUGUAUGAGGUCAUGUUCGAUACAAAGCCGUUCAACCAGAAAGAGCUAUGGGGCGAGGAAGGCACACAACCUUUGGUGUUCAGUAUGGGUGACGCGACUGGUCAUGGUAACCACGGUGAUUAUAUGUUCGGUUGGAAGGGCGAUGCGUUGCAGAGGGCGCUUAAUGCACGGUGCAGUAACGAUCACUGUACCGAGUUGGAGAGACAGAGCGAUGAAGAUGCGAUGAGUUGUAGUAUUCCGCAGACGGUGGUAGAGGAUGUUGAUGGCUAUGAUUGGCUAGAAAGCCUACCCGGCGGGGUACAGGUCAACGACGGCAUGUAG